Molecule: messenger RNA, 1450 nt
Organism: Cannabis sativa
Lineage: Eukaryota; Viridiplantae; Streptophyta; Magnoliopsida; Rosales; Cannabaceae
Product: class V chitinase CHIT5b
Exons: 2
Coding region: 151-1326 (391 amino acids)
Biological process (GO): carbohydrate metabolic process; chitin catabolic process
Cellular component (GO): extracellular region
Molecular function (GO): chitinase activity; chitin binding
Source: RefSeq, a predicted model, not a curated record
ACAAGAUCAGUCCAUUUAUUAAAAACACAAGAAAGAAAAUACACCAAGAAAAAUCCAAAGCUUUGACAUAAAAUAUAUAUUAUAUAUCUUGAAUUCUUCUAUGUUUUUCUAUAUAUAUAAUCUUACAUCAAAGGCUAUAGCUUUAGAACUAUGCACAAACCCUUUUAUGGUAAAAUAAUAAUAAUAAUGGCAGGCCUCCUCAACUUUAUUUCUACUCUUCUCAUUUUUGUUGUGGCUAAUUCGUUGACAAUUACAGCCGUCGGAUCAUACCACGGUGGCGAUCGAUCGCCUCAGAUGGCCAUCAAAGGCGGCUAUUGGCCAUCGCCAAACGACUUUCCACCUUCAGCCAUAAACACAUCUUUGUUCACACAUAUUUUCUAUGCAUUUCUCGCUCCAAACGACGUCACUUUCAAAUUCCAAAUAUCGAAUUCCACAGCUGUUUCUCUCUCCAAUUUCACCUCAACACUCCGAUAUGCUAAUCCUCCGGCGAAGUCUCUGUUCUCCGUCGGCGGAGCCGGAGCUAGUACGGACUUUGCCCUAAUGGCUUCUCAAGCUUCUUCACGUAAAGUUUUCAUACAAUCUUCUAUUGAAGUUGCACGUAAGUUUGGGUUUGAUGGAGUGGACCUGGAUUGGGAGUCCCCAGAAAGCCCAAAAGAAAUGAUGGACUUUGGCCUUUUACUUAAAGAAUGGAGAUGGGCCGUAACUAAAGAGGCCCAACUCACAUCUAGGCCUCCUUUGCUUCUCACGGCGGCGGUGUACUUUUCAGCUCAGUUUUUCUUGUCUGAAGUCAACCAUUCUUUCCCGGUGCCGGCGAUGAGAGAAAGUUUGGACUGGAUCAAUGUCAUGUGUUAUGAUUACCAUGGUGCUUGGAGUAAUAUAACUGGGCCUAAUUCCGCUUUGUUUGAUCCAACUAGUGAUAUAAAUACAAUUUAUGGGCUUAAUUCGUGGAUUCGGGCCGGUAUGCCGACUGAAAAGAUGGUUAUGGGCUUACCACUUUAUGGGCGGACCUGGAAACUUGAAGGCCCAAAUUUGAGCAAAAUGGGCACAAUUGCUGUCGGCCCAGGCCCAGUAGAUGGUGCGUUGAAUUUUAAAUUGGUGACUGAGAUGAUCGAACAGGAAGGUGCCACUGUGGUGUAUGACGUGGACACUGUCACGGUGUACAGUGUUGUGAACUCAACGUGGAUUACGUUUGAUGAUGCUCUUACGAUAACAACCAAGAUUGGGUUUGCUCAGGCCCUUGGGCUUCGUGGAUACUUCUUUUGGGCCUUGAGUUUCGAUAAAGAUGACCAAAUCUCAACACAAGCCUCAAGGUCAUGGGUCCUUUGACAAGUGAAAAUAAGGACAACUACUGUUGUAUUUGGUCAGCAGCCGAUGUACGGAUGUUGUAGUACUUGUCUUUAGGAGGAAAAGGACUCUUACUUACAAUCUUCAAUUACAACUUUUUAAUCAA